Schizophyllum commune H4-8 is the source of this 2719-nucleotide messenger RNA. RefSeq lists its product as uncharacterized. Gene Ontology annotation, molecular function: actin binding; microtubule binding. Gene Ontology annotation, biological process: actin filament polymerization. Gene Ontology annotation, cellular component: cytoplasm; actin filament. The record is from RefSeq and is a predicted model, not a curated record. Lineage: Eukaryota; Fungi; Basidiomycota; Agaricomycetes; Agaricales; Schizophyllaceae. The coding region runs from base 38 to 2464 and encodes 808 amino acids. The transcript has 3 exons.
UAGCGCGCCGCCGCACUCGAGCUUGUCCCCAACCACCAUGUCCGUCAGUAUCAAGCUCUCCAGCAACGGCCUAACACGCCGCGUAUCCUUCCCCAACACCCCAGCUUGGCCUGAGCUCGCCAGCAGGGCCGCCGAACUCUAUGCGAUCCCUCUGAGCAACGUCGCGGUAUCGUAUGUAGACAGCGACGGCGACGAAGUCACAGCUAGCACCCAGGGCGAACUCGACGACUUCUUCCGCCAGAAUGGCAGCGCGCCGAUCAAGCUCGUCGUCUUCGACAUGGAGCAGGCACGCAGCGAGACUCGCUCCGUUCCCCACACUCCCCGCACGUUCAACAACAUGCCAUCUCGCAACACAUUCGGGACGGACCCCUUCGAUCUCGGUGGCCCUUGGGAGCGCAUUCCAUCGGGUGGCGCACCGUACCCUGCCUACCCUCUCCCUCCUCGGUCGGACUCCAACCGCUUCGAGGAGCUUGGGUCCACCGCCACCAGCCUCCGCUCGACGAGGUCCACACCGAAGCCGGCCAAUAUCUCUAUCGAACGCGACGAUGACAUGUUCAGCGAUGUGUCGUCGAUCGCCUCGCAGAGGUCCGAGAAGUUCGACAAAGGAAAGGCUCCUGCCCGCGCGCCUAGCGUCCACACUGUCUCCUCGACGGAGUCGCUGCUCGACGGCGCUGACUCGGUCCCCAAGCCGCCAUUCCAUAUUUAUGCUGCCACGCCCGACAUGCCCUCGUUCGACCUCAAGCCGGAGGGCUCUGUCCGCGACUCGCAGGCGCCUCGCGUGCCCGCGGAGAGCACCCCGAAGGCAACUCUGCAGAACUUCCCGCCUUCCAGCACGCGCAGCCGCUCUACCCGCGGUGGCUCUGUCGCAGAAACACCGCAGCACCAGCCAGAGCCGCAGCAGGCCGAGGAAGCCGAAGACCCGCCUCUCGCGGAACAGGACACCACUCCUCCUCAGGCGUCUCUCACCCACGACGUCGCCACACUUCUCGAUGCGCUCUCCGCCGUGUUCUCGACGCACCCCGAGGUCACGGAGAGUCUCCGCAGCAUCAUGCAGAACGUGUCCAACGGCGCCUACUGGUCUGCUCAUCGUGAGGCCCUCUCUCGCGCCGCGCAGGACAUUGCGCAGUCUGCCACCGAAGCCGCUGGCGAAGUCAGACAGCGCGCUGAGGAGGAGGCUGGUCGUCGCGUCGCAGAGGCUCUCGGUGGUUUUUUUCGGACCAUUUCUGAGGUAACGGGCAUGCCGCCUCCUCCGCCCGGCGCCUUCGGUGCGCCUCCGGGUCCCCCGCCGCCCGGUAUGGGUCCUCCGCCCUUCGCCCCCCCGCCGCCGUUCGGGGGAUGGGGCGCUAGGGGCCGUGGCGGAGGUGGUCCGUUUGGUGGUCGCGGUGGGCAUUUCGGUGGUCGCGGUGGACAUGGUCACCAUGGCGGUCCAUUCGGUCGUGGAGGUCCAUUUGGCGGUCGCGGAGGGUUCGGUGGUCGCGGCGGACAUUUCCCGCCCGGAGGCCCCUUCGGAGGUCCCAUGCCGCCUAUGGGAGGCCCUCCGGGAGCUGGUCCGCAUAUGGGUGACGGCAGUCCGGACUCUGAUUGCCCUGCUGGUCCUCAUCCGCCGUUCCCGUACUGGCCUGGAGGCCCGACGCCUGAGGGAAUGGAUCCGUCUGACUUCCCGACCCAUCCGUUCUCGCAGUGGGGCAGCUUCCGCGGCCAUGCAGGCGGCUUCCACACCUGGCAGAACUCGCGUGAGCUACGCGCGUCGGUUGAGGCGGCGAAGUUCUUGUACCAGGCUGAGAAGCAGCGCUACCGUGAGGAGCGCGAGCGCCGCCGUCAGGCUCGUCAUGCCGGACAGGAGUAUAUGGACGUAACUACCGAGGAAAUUCACGUCCCCCCUCCGGCCCCGGUGCCGCCUCGCCCCAUCGAGGUCGUGAACAUCAGCAACAACUCACCCGCACCGCCACCGCCGCCUCCCAUCCCUGCCCCGCCUCCUCCAAUGCUCAACACGGCGGUGCCGCCUCCUCCCCCGCCUCCCGCUGCCCCGCCCGUCAACGCGCACCCCGUAAGCAGCGCUCGCGGCUCGUACCCGGCAUUCGAGAUGUUUAGCAUGUCCUCCUCGCAGCCCAGGCGCACGGCGUCGAAUAGCUCAACCCAGCCCCCGGCCCGCACCGUGUCGGGCAGCUCCACGACGCAGCCGCGCCGCUCUAGCACGCGCUCGUCGACUGCUGAUGCGCAAGCGCGCGCUGUUGCAACUGUCACGAAGCGUCUUGCUGAGAUGGGCUUUACGGAGCGGAACAGCGAAGGCCUCCAGGACGUGAUCAAGGAGGCGAUCCCAGCCAACGGCAACCUCUCGAAGUCUCAGGAGCAGGACAUUGUGACGAGCGUGCUCGAGCAGAUGCUCCCGAAGUCCCCCAUGGCGCAGCCCGUCGCGUCGGGUUCGGGCACCAGGACGCAGGACAUUCCGGGCACCUGGCUGUAAGGUCUUGGGAGACUGCGAAGCUAGUAUGAAGGAGCUAUAAUCGGCAGAAGAUUCAGGUAGGUAUGAGUAUCAUGUAUGCGAUGAUCUUUGGGAUAUACGAUGGGAUGGGUUUAUGAUUGGUUUGGAAUGCGCCUUCGCCCAUAUCGUUGAACGAACUCUGUAACGAUGUACCUUACGCUUGACUUGUACAAUAAGAGAGUGUACUGCUUGUGAACUGGACGUCUGAACAGAUGCGGAAGUUCUGCAAUUGGAUCU